AUGUUUAAGAAUAAUGUGACUGACCAUAAACUAAGUGUGGAAGCUAUAAUUAAAAACAUUAACACAAUUUCUUUGGAGUUAAAGAAGAUGAAAGAGCUGUCCCAGUUACUGCUUUGUGACCUUACCCUACAUUUUAGUCAUCCUGUAAAGACAGAUGAUGUGAAGAAAACUGAGAGAAACAGUCCCCUCUUUGAAGAGUCUGAAAUGUCAGAUAUAACCGUUGCUUCCAACAGUUUUUAAAUCUGACCUUGUAUUGUGAAUCUAUAACUUUG
This is a messenger RNA of Phacochoerus africanus (Common warthog), 272 nucleotides long. RefSeq names its product chromosome 1 C5orf58 homolog (gene C1H5orf58). The transcript is spliced from 2 exons. The coding region runs from base 1 to 240 and encodes 79 amino acids. NCBI's taxonomy places the organism in Eukaryota, Metazoa, Chordata, Mammalia, Artiodactyla, Suidae. The record is from RefSeq and is a predicted model, not a curated record.